Ipomoea nil (Japanese morning glory) is the source of this 1956-nucleotide messenger RNA. Its product is annotated as dynamin-related protein 4C-like. Gene Ontology annotation, cellular component: cytoplasm; microtubule; membrane. The transcript has a single exon. Bases 1 to 1956 code for a protein of 651 amino acids. Lineage: Eukaryota; Viridiplantae; Streptophyta; Magnoliopsida; Solanales; Convolvulaceae. The record is from RefSeq and is a predicted model, not a curated record. Gene Ontology annotation, molecular function: microtubule binding; GTPase activity; GTP binding.
AUGGCUCUGAUAUGCAGUGAAACUCCCAUGGAUGCCCCUAUAGUUUCCUCAUAUAACGAUAAGAUAAGACCUUUACUUGAUUGUGUCGAUAAGCUCAGACACCUCAAGAUCAUGCAGGAGGGAAUCCAGCUUCCCACCAUCGUGGUCGUCGGCGACCAGUCGUCGGGAAAGUCCAGCGUGUUGGAGUCCCUUGCCGGAAUCAGCCUUCCGAGAGGGCAGGGGAUAUGUACAAGGGUUCCUCUAAUCAUGCGCCUCAAGAAUGUCCCAAAUCUUGGCGAGCCUGAGCUCCAUUUAGAGUUCAAUGGAAAAAUCGUCCCGACUGAUGAAGAGAGUGUUGCGGAGGCUAUCGUGCUUGCUACUGAGGAGGUUGCCGGCCGGGGAAAGGGGAUUUCUCACGCCCCUUUAACGUUGACUGUGAAAAAGUGCGGUGUUCCGGAUUUAACUAUGGUGGAUUUGCCUGGAAUCACUAGGGUGCCGGUUCAUGGCCAGCCCGAGGAUAUCUAUGAACAAAUCUCAAACAUUAUCAUGGAGUAUAUUACUCCGGAAGAGAGCAUAAUCCUUAAUGUUCUGUCGGCUAGCGUGGAUUUCUCGACAUGCGAGUCUAUCCGUAUGUCCCAGAAAGUGGAUAAAACCGGAGAGAGAACACUUGCGGUGGUGACAAAGGCGGAUCGAUCACCGGAAGGCCUGCUUGAGAAGGUAACAGCUGACGAUGUUCAAAUCGGUCUCGGUUACGUUUGCGUCCGAAACCGAAUCGGCGAAGAGUCGUACGAGGAAGCAAGAAUUGAAGAGGCAAAGCUAUUCCAGAGUCAUCCGUUCUUGUCCAAGAUUGAGAAGUCAAUGGUGUCCAUUCCUGUACUGGCGCAGAAAUUGGUGAGAAUUCAAGCCAAUAUUAUCUCGAAAUGUUUGCCUGAAAUUGUCCGGAAAAUCAAUGAUAAGCUGUCUGCCAACAUGGCCGAUUUGAACAGACUGCCCCAGAAUCUAAGCACUGUGGCUGAAGCCUUGACGGCAUUCAUGCGGAUUACCAGCUCUGCCAAGGAGUCACUGAGAAAAAUUCUUGUUAGAGGGGAAUUUGAUGAGUACCCUGAUGAGAAAGAAAUGCAUUGCACAGCCCGAUUGGUGGAAAUGCUGAAUGAGUACGCAAAAGAGUUGCGGGAAACUGGUUUGAGUUUUGAUUCCAAGAAUUUCUUAAUGGAGGAGAUUCAGGCCUUGGAGGAGGCAAAAGAAAUUGGGCUCCCCAAUUUUCUUCCACGUAGAGUGUUCUUCAGCGUUUUGCAAAAGAGGCUCAAAGCGAUAUCUACAAGGCCACAAGAUUUUGUGGCCAAGCUUUGGGACUAUAUUGAAAAAAUAGUGGUUACAGUUUUGAUGACUCAUGCUGAUAGUUACCCACAGCUUCAAUCUUCCAUGCGUCGAGCUUCCCAGAAUUUGAUUGCGAAGAUGAAACAGAAGUCUAUUGAUUGGGUGCUGGAAAUUAUAGGAAUGGAAAUGAUGGCGGAUUUCUCUUGUAAUCCGGAGUACUCAGCGAAAUGGAAUGAACUGAUGGAGAAGCAAGGUGAAUUCAUGGAGCUUUUGAUUGACAGCUCCAAGGGCUCCAAAUUCAAGAUUGAUGGCAUUGAAAUUGAAAUCGGGCAUCUAAGGGUGUUUGUUGAUGUUGUGAAUCAAGCGUUUGAUAUGAGGAUGCGCAUUAUUGCGUAUUGGAAGAUUGUUCUGAUGAGAUUGGUUGAUUCUAUGGCGUUGCAUGUUCUUUUUAGCAUUCAAAAGCUAGUGAAUAAGGAGUUGGAGGAAGAAGUUGUGGGUGAUCUGAUGGCGCCUCACGGCGGAGGGAUUGAGAGGAUGUUGGAGGAGUCGCCGGUGGUCGCCGAGAAGCGUUAUCGGUUGACCAAGAGUGUCAAGUUGCUUAAAGAAUCUAAGGAUGUCGUUGCAAACAUCAUGGACAGAAUUGUAUUGGCAGAUGGAUAA